This is a messenger RNA of Diospyros lotus (date-plum), 1759 nucleotides long. RefSeq lists its product as uncharacterized. The record is from RefSeq and is a predicted model, not a curated record. Gene Ontology annotation, molecular function: protein binding; DNA binding. NCBI's taxonomy places the organism in Eukaryota, Viridiplantae, Streptophyta, Magnoliopsida, Ericales, Ebenaceae. The transcript is spliced from 7 exons. The coding region runs from base 118 to 1677 and encodes 519 amino acids.
UAGAGUGUCGGAAAACACCUCUUCGUCUGACGAAGUGGAAGAACUGCGGAGAGAUUCGUCAGGCUGGAACGGAGUCCGUGGAAGUUGAACGUCGGUUGCAGCAUCUGAUCGGAGACUAUGGACGAAGGUGGCGAGGAUGACGAGCACUUCUGGAUGGAGGAACCGCUGAAGCAACAGUCUGAACCGACGCGGAGGAAGAGAAGAAAGGUUAGGUCGAAAAAAAUGGAAUUUAUCGGAUGGGGAUCUAAGCCUCUGAUUGAAUUUCUUGAAUCGAUUGGCAAGGACACCAGCAAACAGAUCUCUCAGUAUGAGGUGACUGCCAUCGUCACUGAAUAUGUUAACGCGAAUAACCUUUUUCAUCCACAUAAGAAGAAGAGAGUUCUGUGUGAUGGGAGGCUCCAUUCUCUCUUUGGGAAGAAAGCGGUGGCUCGAAUUAAAAUAUAUGAUUUGCUGGAAGCGCACUACGCUGAGAACCAAGACGAACUAGAUGAUAGCUUUUUGUACAGUUCAGAGGAAGAUGGCGAGAGUAGCAGUAAACAACGGACAGCCGUAAGUGUAGACCGGAAGAAUGUAUAUCAAAAGAAGAAGGUUCUGGAAACUCCGAAAAGCUGUUUUGCAGCUAUAGUUUCUUCCAACAUAAAGCAUGUGUAUUUGAAAAGGACUUUGGUUCAGGAUCUCCUGAAGGACCCCGAAGCUUUUGAAGGCAAAGUAGUGGGGAGCUUUGUGAGGAUGAAAUCUGAUCCAAAUGAUUGCUUCCAGAAAAAUUCACACCAGCUUCUGCAAGUUACAGGUGUGAAAAGAGCUGCUGGAACUGGAAAUUCUACAACUGAGAUCCUCCUUGAACUAUCCAAUAUGGUGAAAAGCAUUCAGAUUGGCGUGCUGUCAGAUGAUAACUUUUCGGAGGAAGAAUGUGAAGAUUUGCGUCAAAGAGUAACAAGUGGCUCUAUCAAGAGGCCUACUGUUGUGGAGUUGCAAGAAAAGGCGCAAAUGUUGCACGAGGAUAUCACAAAGCAUUGGCUGAUGAAAGAAAUUAGAUUGUUGCAACAUUUGAUUGAUCGGGCAAAUGAGAAGGGGUGGCGCAGAGAAUUAUUUGAGUACCUGGAAAGAAAGGAGAAGCUACAGACACCGUCAGAGCAGUCUAGACUACUGCUUGAGGUUCCAAAGGUAAUUGCGGAUGACAUUGAACAGGAAGCUAAACCCCAAGAGACAAAUGGAAGUCCUCCAAGAUUAAUGCUUACUUGGGAAAGAGAGACUUCUAAAGAUUUAGAAUCAAACCAGAUCAUUUCAAACCAAAAAGUCAACAAUGUUGAUGCUACAGAAAAUCAGCCAACUCAACCACAGGGGAUACAGCAUUUGAAUCUGGAAGAAUGCACUUGUUCUCAGGGAAGAAUUAUUCCGCAGGUUAUGGAAACUCAAGUAGUUGAAGUUAGUGAUGAUGAUAAAUUGACUAAAGAUUCCACCGGCCAACACCUAACUCUCGGUGACCACCCCAGAAGAUCAAUAUGGCACUAUGUGGAUCCCCAGGGAGAAGUACAAGGGCCCUUUCCAUUGGGAUCACUCAAACAUUGGUAUGAUGCUAACUACUUUCCUCCAGAUUUCAAGGUUUGGAAGGCAGGUCAAACUCAGGAAGACGCGGUUUUAUUAAGUGACUUGCUUGUCCAAAUGUCUUCAGGCUAACUAGAGUGUACAAGUACAUUUAAUUAAUCUCCCAAAGUUAAAAACUGUUGAAUAAAAUCUUCCAAAUGAGAUUUGUUCUGGA